CCAUCUGCUGCAACAGCUAUGCUCGUUUAAAUUCACAUAACUUCAGUCAUCCUCAAGAUCUCCUUGAACCCACGGCUGAUUUUCCUCAUUCCUUCAUCCGUCGGCAAACGUUGAGAAAAAUGGAAACAAGCUAUCGGCGAUUGCGCGAAGAGACGUAAAUUAUUUUUCUAAAUACACGUUGAUAAACCGAUCGAAUUAAACCGAGCACGAAUUUAUCGCGACAAAUUUUUUAAACCGUUGUUGUGAAACUGUGUGAUAACAAACGCACGACGAUUAUCGAACCGCGACGAGUUUCUAAAAUGUAUACGAAGGAGAAUAACGGUAAGAGAAGGAAGGAAAGAAUCUCAUGAUUUUGUGACCAAGUGAGCCGAUUGAUAUGCCAUGAAAAUAUCAGUGGAAAAAGAAUUACGCCAGACUCGAGAAUCCUUCGAGAGAUAAAGUUUAAUAACAACCUUUCUAAAUGACAAUUGUUAAUCGCAUCUCGAAAAUGGAGGACAUUGACACCCGAGUAUCGGUUUCCGACGACGCAUCGAAACAGUUAAAGUUCGGCAUGGACAGGAUAUUGUCGGACGAGAUAUCGGCGAAGAAAGAAGAGGAACCCGUGUCAAGGCCGAUACCCAUCCUGUACAACUCCUCGGUGUCGUGCCCUUGUCCGGGAGGCUGCGCCAGCUGUGAAGCAGUCAGGAAUUGUCCCUCGAUCGGUUUUCCUCAUUCGAAUUUUCCGCUCCUCUCGCACCACAACUACAAUAUUUUCGAGAGCUACAACAACCCCUACAGAGCGCCCCUUGUGCGACCGAUAGCUAGAGUGCCCGUGGCACCGUCGGCAGUCGUAUCGAGUAAUCCGGAGAGCAGCUCUCGUCGUAAGAGAUCGUGGUCGAGGGCAGUCUUCAGCUCGUUACAGCGAAAGGGACUUGAGCGAAGAUUUUCACUCCAGAAGUACAUCACAAAACCGGACAGAAGACAGUUAGCUGCAACUUUGGGUCUGACAGAUGCUCAGGUGAAAGUUUGGUUUCAAAAUCGCCGCAUGAAAUGGCGUCACACGAAAGAAGGAGAAUUAGCGACCCCCGUUGGGCCGGAUUCUACCCAACAAGAACCGCAGCGGAACCUCGGCAGUGAUUCUGCGAUGUUGAAAAAUUUCUCAGAUGUUAAACGGAGUAAGUCGGAACUAGAGGAAGAGGACGUGGAAAUUGAAGUUGACGUUUAGAAACGCUGCGUACAAAUAUCAUUUUAAGAAGACAGUUUGAAGGAAUACGAAAAUCGACGACUGCUCGUUAUAUACGAACAAUUCUAUUCUUUCCUUAAUUCGGUCUUGUUUUUUCUCUAUUUGUUAAUUCGUAGUAUAUAAAGUUGAGAAGCGUGUAAUAUAUGUAAAUAAAUCACUUUGUAAGUUCAUCGGAAAGUACAUUAAAUACACAAAUUUGUAAGUUUAAGUUUCUCUUCUAAAACGUUUGGCACGCAACUUAGUUUCAAAUAUGUUUUCACACACAUUUACAUCCUAUCUACAGCCAAUUCUUAGAAAAUUGUGACAGCGUAUUACUUGCAAUAUCUUGCAUACGUCGAAACACCGUCGAAAAAAACAAUCCAUCUUUUCACAUUGUAAUCACCGACCAAGAGUCUUGCCUACGAUAACAUAGUUACAAGGCUUCUGAGAAUUUCAUCGGGAUUAUAAUUCAAUCUUGAUAAUUGGCAAAUUUUAAA
Molecule: messenger RNA, 1698 nt
Organism: Neodiprion fabricii
Lineage: Eukaryota; Metazoa; Arthropoda; Insecta; Hymenoptera; Diprionidae
Product: H2.0-like homeobox protein
Exons: 4
Coding region: 461-1204 (247 amino acids)
Biological process (GO): regulation of DNA-templated transcription
Molecular function (GO): DNA-binding transcription factor activity, RNA polymerase II-specific; sequence-specific DNA binding
Source: RefSeq, a predicted model, not a curated record